AUGUCUGCUACGGACGUGACAAACGACGAUGUUAUUUUACCAGAAGAAACUCGUAAGAAUAAAUAUGGCGACAGAUGUAAUUGCGAUAAAUGUCAAAAACAUUCGAAAUUUCCACAAGUUUUCGGUAAGAGAGUUCGACAACUCGUCAAAGAAGACACAAUUGCAUCCGAUUUGGAUUCUAGAACCACGUUAAAAUCAAGAGCGAGAUCGUGGCCGCUACUUUUACAUCCGCAAAACGACGAUAAUGAUAAGAAAAAAUUAAACGAAUAUUCUUCGCCGGUUUCACACAUACGAAGAUUGUUGUGGCGUCACUAUUAUCCAGAGGGUGGUUGGGGAUACGUCAUCGUUAUCUGUUCCGUUUUUGUACACGUCAUCAAUCACGGUUUUCAACUUUCUUUUGGUAUUUUACACGGGCCCAUAUAUGAAAAAUUUAACGCCGGAUUCGAAUACACAGGUAAAAUUUUAACAAAGGUGUGGCAAUCAAAAUGCCCGAGGUGA
This is a messenger RNA of Pediculus humanus corporis (human body louse), 498 nucleotides long. RefSeq lists its product as uncharacterized. NCBI's taxonomy places the organism in Eukaryota, Metazoa, Arthropoda, Insecta, Psocodea, Pediculidae. The coding region runs from base 1 to 498 and encodes 165 amino acids. The transcript is spliced from 2 exons. The record is from RefSeq and is a predicted model, not a curated record.